Cuscuta campestris is the source of this 2437-nucleotide messenger RNA. The record is from the annotation of a GenBank genome assembly. Lineage: Eukaryota; Viridiplantae; Streptophyta; Magnoliopsida; Solanales; Convolvulaceae.
GCACUUACCUAUUCAGAAAUUGACAAGCAGUCCCUAAAUUCACUAUGUGGGGAUGUGAUGAAGUUCACGGACGUGUUCCGGGUUUCGGAUAAAGAAAACACAAGCUUUUGUGAGUGAACUUCACUAAGUCCAUUGGAUCGGAGUGUUAUUGGCUGAACCAAACAGACAGACAGCACUUUGAGAUGCCUCUGAAGCAGAAAGAGGAUUCAAAACGAAGGGCGGGUCUGGAUUUGGCUCUCCCUCGCGCUCUCUCCCACUUCCAAUCUCACCCUUCUUUUCCACCGCCGUCGCCAACCUCAACCUCCGCCGUUCACAGUCCCCUCCCCCACGCCGAUUCUCAAUCGUCCAUGGAAGUGCCCAAGGACCAUGUGGCCAUUCUUCUUGAAAACAACCUCUCUUCCUCCCUCCAGAUGCUCGGAUGUUUUCUUGUUUCGUCGAGCUCAGAAACCAGCCUGCAGGCCAAAGCUGAGAACUUGAUGCUACUGGGGGACGCAUUGUUUCGAGAAAAGGAGUACAGGAGAGCUAUUCAUGCGUAUAAGCAAGUAUUGCAACUUCACAAAAUGAUCCCUAAGCAAAGCACGGUGACAACAAGAAGCUCAGUGCCUGCACCCAACAAAUAUGGUUCCCCAAGCUUUUCAACCACAAUUGAGAACGAGGUGAAGUUCAAAAUUGCAUCAUCCCAUUCUGCAUUGAACGAGAAUAGAGCAGCACUUCUUGAGAUGGAGGGAAUCCCAAGCAAAGCAAGAAACUUGCAGAUGAAUAUGAUGAUGGGAAAACUUUAUCGAACUUCUAGACAUACUCGUGCAUCUAUUACUUGCUAUAAAGAGUGUUUAAGGCACUGUCCUUAUAUAAUGGAGGCUAUCACAGCAUUGGCAGAAUUAGGUGUUGCGGCAAAGGAUAUUAUUUCACUGUUUCCUCAGGCAUCAAAUAGAAGUUGCAGGCCUCCUUUGGAUCAUUUUGAUUCAAAUCGCUGGUUGCUGCGUUAUGUGGAAGCUCAAUGCUCAAUUGCUUCCAAUGAUUACAAAGCGGGUUUGGAGCUAUUGGAAGAUCUGUUACAGCGAUUUCCCAACAAUGUACACUUAUUGCUAGAAAUGGCUAAGGUCGAGGCAAUUAUUGGUAAAUAUGAUGAAGCUAUAACGCAUUUUGAGAAGGCUCGAUCCAUUGAUCCGUAUGUGAUGACUCAUAUGGAUGAGUAUGCUAUGCUUUUGAAAGUGAAGUCUGAAUUUUCAAAGCUGAACAAGUUAGUGCAUGAUCUACUCAAUAUCGAUCCAACCAGAGCUGAGGUUUUUGUGGCCUUGUCCGUCUUGUGGGAACGAAAAGAUGAGAAGAAGGCUUUAUCCUAUGCAGAGAAGAGCAUCCACGUUGAUGAGAGGCAUAUUCCAGGAUAUAUAAUGAAGGGGAAUUUGUUCUUGUCAACGAAUCAUCCUGAAGCUGCUGUGGUUGCCUUCAGAGGAGCACAAGAAUUGCGGCCUGAUCUUCGUUCAUAUCAAGGAUUGGUUGGAUCCUAUUUGAAACUUUCAAAGACCAAAGAAGCAUUGCAUGCUGCAAGGGAAGCAAUGAAGAUCAUGCCUCAGUCUGCAAAGGUUUUGAAAUUGGUUGGAGAUGUGCAUGCCAGUAAUACCACUGGCAGGGAGAAGGCAAAGAAGUUUUACGAAUCAUCACUCAGACUGGAACCUGGUUACCUUGGUGCUGCACUAGCUUUGGCUGAGCUACAUUUCAUUGAAGGUCGAAAUGAAGAUGCUAUCUCUCACCUUGAGCAGUAUCUGAAUGACUGGGCUCAUGACUCUUUGCAUGUUAAGCUUGCCCAGGUGUUUUCUGCCACAAAUAUGCUGCAAGAUGCUCUUUCACAUUAUCAAGCGGCACUGAGGAUUAAUCCCCAAAAUGAAGCAGCUAAAAAAGGAUUAGAACGAUUGGAGAAACAAAUGAAGGGAGUGGAUCCCGAUGCGCCCGAGGAAGACGAGGAAAACGAGGGGGAUGAUCACGAUGGAGACCAGGAGGAGGCUGACCUGUUAUGAAGACUACUGUUGGGUUAUUCAUUGGUAAAUUCUUUGUAGUAGCCUGUGGUCUUCUCUGGCAUAUGCUAACCAGUAAAUCUUAGUACUGCAUUGCGACGUGAACAUCUGUGGGAAAUGGCCGAUUAAUUUUGCGAAAGGGCGUUUUGGAGACAUCUUUUCGGCUGAUGCUGUGUUGACUAGGCUUGGAGCUGAGAUUUGAGGAAACAGACAGAUCAAGAGCUGGAUUUGUGUGCAGAUCAUCAUGAUCCUUAACUGGAAAAUCAAUCUGUAUGUGUUUUUGCUGUUUUCCCCUUUUUCUUUUUCACAAUUUUUUUUCCAUUUUUGUGUGUAAUUAGUUACCUGAUGCUGUUUUUGUACACAAUUAAUUAUCUUAUGAUUGCUUUCUAGGCACAUGUUCAUCAGAAUAAGGGAGUUGCAUUGUC